Frankliniella occidentalis (western flower thrips) is the source of this 3005-nucleotide messenger RNA. RefSeq lists its product as uncharacterized. The coding region runs from base 730 to 2262 and encodes 510 amino acids. Lineage: Eukaryota; Metazoa; Arthropoda; Insecta; Thysanoptera; Thripidae. The transcript has 2 exons. The record is from RefSeq and is a predicted model, not a curated record. Gene Ontology annotation, molecular function: protein binding.
CUCGAACGAACAAGUCUCCAGACUAUACUUGUUUUGGCGUUGCGGGUCACCAGCGAGAGCUAACUGUACAGUCAGGGGAAGACCCUGUCUCGAAUCGACGUCGAAUCGACAUCGACCUUGUACAAUACGAAAUUUCAUGCAAUUUAGUACCAGGAACCGUUCUGUAACACUUUCAGACACAUUGGCAGAGUUGAGCCGUGUCAUAGGGCACUUCUCGAGUAACAUCGAAAUUUCGUCGACAACUUCGUUUCAGGACCAACGAUAACUUCUCGAGCAGUCGACGUCGAUUCGAGGUCGAUUCGAACACUCAUUUCUCACUGGGGUCAGUCAGUCGUCUGAUUCAGAAGAUCGCUCAAGAGAGGCUUUCCUAUACCUCCCGUAUAGCUCCGUCCUUGUUGCACUCAUGGGGCAGGUAUAGGAAAGCCCCUCUUGAACGAUCUUCUGAAUCAGACGGCAGGAGUCAGUGAGUGAGGAGAGAGCUGGGGUGUGGUGGGGCGAGCCGUGGACGUGCCGUGCCGUGGAGCAGCAGAGGGAGCAGAGCAGAGCCAGUAAGCCAGUUGGAAGCCAGUCGUUAGACGGCACACUCGCAUCGUUCUGCGUCGUCUCUGUCCGUGGCUGUGUCGUGCGAUUUGGACCCGCUCGACUCCGGUCGGUCUCUUCGUACUUUGCGGAGCUAGUCCGCCACCAUCGUCUCGAGACCCCUCCACAAAACUACGCGAGAUUAAGGUCAUGGAGCUGCUACCGGACACCCCGCUGAUCAGGAUGAUGCAGCACCUCAGCGUCGACGACCUGCUUGCCUGCCGCCUCGUCAGCAAGAGGAUCGGGGCCGCGGCUCUGCACCCGGACGCGUGGUUGCACCAGCGGCUGGGCCGCAGCAAGAUCCCCGGCGACGCCAACAAGUGCGUGUGCCCGGUGCUGCGCUUCGCCCCGCACCUCGACGAGCUGGGCGAGUUCCUGACGCCGAGGCCGGCGCCGUGUCGCCUGGCGGACUUCCCCGUCCGGUGCGCCGUAGCAGAGCUGGCCGUGUCCGUCUGCGAGGACGCCGACGCCGCGGCCGACACCCUCGAGCUCGUCCGCCGGCAGGCUGCCCUGGGCCGCCUCAGGAGCCUAACCGUGCGUCUCUAUGGCUUGGCUCCCGGAGGCGCCGCGGUGGAGACAGUGGUGUCGACGCCCGGGUUGGAACACCUCGACGUCGGGGUCCACUACACGACAGGGGGUCGGAUCGUCGAGCUCCCGGCCAUGGCCGCCCCCGCACUGCACACCGUGCGGCACUUCGAGUGCAACCUGAGCACCAAGACCGAGGCCUUCGUGAACUCCAUCCUGGCCGAGCACGCCACCACGCUCGAGAGGGUCAACCUCUCUGACGACCACCGCGACCUACUGUCGCUGACCUCCACCGCGCCGCUGCUGGCGGCCAUGACGCACCUGCGCGAGCUGGAGUGCGCAGCUCUCCCCGGGCUGCGGGUCCUGGCUUCCUGCGAGUCGCUCCGAGUCCUGCGCCUCACCUUCUGCAUCGACAUCAGACACAAGGGUGUCGCCGAGGACGCCGUGGAGCUCCUGCGAGACGCCGUCCAGCUGCGCGAGGUGACCCUGAGCUUCAAGCCCGACGUCGGCUACCACAGCAGCAGCGGAACCUGCGUUGGCGAGUUCUGCUUGGCCGCCAUCCCGGCGCUGGCCUCGUCCCGCGAGUCCCGCGUGGAGAAGCUGGUCGUCCACAACUCAGUGCGAUCCAUGUUCAGCAACGUUGACCCGCGGAUGGCGCGUAGCUUCCUGCGAGGCCUGCCGCAGCGGAGGCCGCGCUCGGCCCUGCUCCAGCCGCUGACCAUGGCGCUGCCCUCGCUGCUGGCCCUGCGCCACCUGAGCACGGACGAGGACCCCGACCUGCUGCUCGCGGCCGUCAGCCCAGCCUCGGCCCCCGCCCUGCGGAGCGUCGGCGUGAUCCUCCUGGACGAGGUCUGCGCCCACGCCUGGCUCCACGGCGACACGGUGCAGACCGUCCUGGACGCCAACCCCUCGCUCCACAUAGAGUUGAGCGCCCGCACUCUCUGCUGCAGCGAGCCCCUCCGCCCCUCCUGCGAGAGGGCGUGCGCGCUAGGCUGCCACCAAGUGCUUGCUGAGCUUGUUGAAGGCGACGCGCAGCUCGUCGAGGAUGAGCGGCGGCUUGAUUGGCACCUUGGUCUUUUCUCUCAUGGCCCGGGCGAAUGUUCACAUGUCCACAAGACUGAGGGCCAGCGGCAGCGUCUGUGGAUCCAUAUUCCUUGAUAAGAUUUUGUGCUUACCCAAGUUUUCUCAGAAUUAUUUUCCUCCAGUUUUGAUUUAAGAAUAUGCUUCUGCUCAUGUUUUCCUCAUGUCAGACAUUCAUUGAACAGCAUCUUGUAUUUUUAACUAAAUGAAGUACAUAUGUAUUUUUAAUAAUUAUUUUUUGGUUUUGAUUUGAAAAUGUGCCUAUGUUUAGGUUCACUUAAUGUCAUUUAUUUUACUCCACUUUUUUAAUGGCUCAAUGAUGGUUACACCUGAAUUAUUAAUAUGUCCCAAUUUUGAUUUAAGGUUCAUGUCGAAUUUAACUUAAGUUUAGUCAUGCAUUUCACCUUGUGUGUAUGGCUUAAUGACAGUUACAUCUGUAUUAUUAAUAGUUAUUUUCCAUUUUUGACUACCUCAGAAUAUGUUCAUGUCACAGUUAACUUAAUUUUUGUCAUGUAUUUCAACUUGUGUGCGUGGCUUAACGACAAUUACACCUGUAAUAUUAAUUAUUAUUUUCCAGUUUUGAUUUAAGAAUGAGUUCAUGUCGUAGUUAACUUUAUUUUGGUAAUUUAUUUCAACUUGUGUUAUAUGCUACUAACGCGGCUACUAAUAUUAGACGUGAAUUAUUAAUAAUUAUUCUCCAGUUUAGAUUUAUGAUCGUGUUCAUGCUCAAGUUUACCCAAUGUCAUUCAUUCAUUGACUGUCACCUUGUUUCUUUAUUUUCUGAGUACUCACUUGUCAAUAAAUAUUCGUAAAUAUACUUC